AGGCAGGCCAACCCAAGAGGGAGGGAGUGUGUUUGGGGCAUUGGGUUCUGCAGGGUGGGAGCGUGGGCAACUCCUCCCUGCCCUGCUGGUGUGCGUGUACCCUGGCAGGGUGUGGAGUUUGGACACGCACGUGUGCAGGGCUGGUUGCGUCACUGUUUGGGGGCACCAGAGGCCCAGAGGAGGAGGACUGGAAGACUGACGGUGUUUACACCCCACGUCCUGCUCCAACCAGAAGUUUGGGGAGAGGAUAAUGGUGUCUCUUGGCCACAUCUUGGUUUUCUGUGUGGGUCUCCUCACCAUGGCCAAAGCAGAAAGUCCAAAGGAACACGACCCGUUCACCUACGACUACCGGUCCCUGCGGAUCGGAGGCCUCAUCAUCGCCGGGAUCCUCUUCAUCCUGGGUAUCCUCAUCGUGCUCAGCAGAAGAUGCCGGUGCAAGUUCAACCAGCAGCAGAGGACUGGGGAACCCGAUGAAGAGGAGGGAACUUUCCGCAGCUCCAUCCGCCGUCUGUCCACUCGCAGGCGGUAGAAACACCUGGCACAAUGGAACCCAGCCAGGACUCCCCUGGCACCUGACGUCUCCCACGCUCCACCUGCGCGCCCACCGCCCCCUCCGCCGCCCCUUCCCCAGCCCUGCCCCCGCAGACUCCCCCUGCCUCCCAGAUUUCCAAUAAAACGUGUAUUCCUCUCGACAGC
This is a messenger RNA of Sapajus apella (tufted capuchin), 696 nucleotides long. RefSeq names its product FXYD domain containing ion transport regulator 1 (gene FXYD1). Bases 251 to 529 code for a protein of 92 amino acids. Gene Ontology annotation, molecular function: sodium channel regulator activity. Gene Ontology annotation, cellular component: membrane. NCBI's taxonomy places the organism in Eukaryota, Metazoa, Chordata, Mammalia, Primates, Cebidae. The transcript has 8 exons. The record is from RefSeq and is a predicted model, not a curated record. Gene Ontology annotation, biological process: regulation of sodium ion transmembrane transporter activity; monoatomic ion transport.